ACGACUUUUCAAAUUACCUAUUAUCGCCCACCAGGAAAAAGAUGAAUAAUGUUACGUCUAUAUUUUCCGUGAUUCUAUGCCUUUGUUGUCGACUUUGUACCACAAGCUUUGUCGAUAUAUCAGGAUCUAUACUUGGGGUCACGAAGGAAGGAUUGAUAUCGGCGUUUGGAGACUUUAACUCUGACAAACAGACUGAUAUUUUUGUACUCUCAGAAAAAGGUCAAAAACUACAAAUUCUAUUUGCUCAAGUAGAGACUGUAUAUUCACCAGCAACUCUCAUAGACUACACUUCUACUGGGGUUAACGGAACACAUAUAACUGGAGUAUUCCCUGGUGAUUAUGACGGAGACUCACAGAUGGACGUCCUUGUGACGUGCCACUCAGGCGUGGGUAGUGUUGAGAUCCAUGACCCUCUCCAGGUUCUUGUUUACUGGGGUAACUCCCGUACUCAUGCUGUGGAUAAAGAUCCAUUGGUUGUAGCUGAGAAUAUAACUGACCAUCCUACAAUUCUCGAUUUUAAUGCAGAUCUCAUACCAGAUUUUCUGGCAGAGACAAAAAUAGGCAACCGCUAUGUUUGGAAAUCUAGUUCCAGUUCAAGAAACUUUACAAAGCAAUGGCUUCCCACAGUUCAUGUCGCGAAUAUCAGUAUGCCAAUUCGCAAACCGCAUUCAAAUGCUUUUAUAGACCUUGAUGGCGAUUUCACUGCAGAUCUCAUGAUUGACCGUGAUGGUGUGGAUAAUUAUCAUUAUGAAAAGUGGGUUAAUAUAGAUGGCGCUUUGACAUUUAAUGGGACUAUAACACCACCUAUUAAUGGAAUAAAACACAUGGGGCAGUCAUCUUACGUGGACAUUGAUCAAGAUGGUGUAAUAGACCAGAUUGUCCCGCUAUGUUUAGAUGAUGCCUGCAUGGACAGCUCCAUCUAUGUUUAUUCAAAUGAUAAGUGGUCUCUCUUACUGGCGAACUUCACAAAUGGCGGCACUUGGGGAUUUGUUCCACCAAAAUCAAACCCUGUGACUAGGCCUCUUCUACCAAUCGCCCUCCACACAGGGGACUAUAACUUGGACGGGUUUCCCGAUGCUCUGGCAAUACUUUAUACAGAAGAGGACGGAAAAAGGCGGCAGAAUGCAGUCUUGCUACAGAAUAUCCCAUGCGGGAACAAAUUGUGUCAAAAUGUAGGACGUACAUUUGGGAUCUUAUGGGGAACUGGAAUACAGAAUGUAAACAAUGUUAUUCUCGCAGCCUUCUAUGACGUUUAUGGGGAUGGAGUCUUAGAUGUGAUGCUUAGCAGUGUAGAUGCUACGGGAACCACUGUGACCCAUGCAUACAAAAACAACUUCAACGCAGAUGCAUGCUUUGUAAAAAUAAUGGUUUUGAGUGGCUUAUGUGAUAGUGACUGUCCAAAUGGCAAAAUGCCUUAUGGGGUGAAUCAGCCUGGCCCAUUUAUACAAUACAGGACUACAACAGCUGAAGGCAGACCACAAAUAAGCUGUGCGGGUCAGAUGCCACAAGCCGCCCAUUUUGCGCUACAGUUACCCUUCACAGUAUUUGGAUUAGGGCAAACUCCAAACUUUAUAGACAAUCUUCAUGUUGGCGUACCAAGACCUAAAGAUAAGAAUAUUAGGAAAAGAUCUUGGACAUCAGUGAUACCAAAUUCUCAAAUUACCAUCGUGCCAUACCCAAUAGAAACACCAUCUUGGUGGAAAAUGAAACUAUUUGUAACUCCCAGUAGAUUGGUUUUACUGACUGUUGCCGCAUUAUUGGGGACAUGUGGAUUUAUCGCUGGUCUAGUCGCAAUUUUACACUGGAAAGAAAAGAGAGAUGAUAAAAAAGAAAAGAGACAAGACUCGCAUAGGUUUCACUUUGAUGCUAUGUAGGAGAAUGGAGAAUACAACUUUUUAAGUUUUUCAAUGGAGAAUACAACUUUUUAGUUUUUUAUAAAAAAAAUUGUGCAAAACAGUGGAACAAGGACGGAAUAAGGAAGCUCAUACUCUAAAAUGUGAGAAAAAUCUCAGACAAUCCAGUUGCAUUAAUAUCUCUAGAGCGCAGAAAUGUCUUUGUGAU
This is a messenger RNA of Owenia fusiformis, 2061 nucleotides long. NCBI's taxonomy places the organism in Eukaryota, Metazoa, Annelida, Polychaeta, Sabellida, Oweniidae. The record is from the annotation of a GenBank genome assembly.